Messenger RNA from Aspergillus viridinutans, 888 nucleotides. RefSeq lists its product as uncharacterized. The record is from RefSeq and is a predicted model, not a curated record. Bases 1 to 888 code for a protein of 295 amino acids. Lineage: Eukaryota; Fungi; Ascomycota; Eurotiomycetes; Eurotiales; Aspergillaceae. The transcript has a single exon.
AUGCGAGUGACCGUUAUAUUUGCGUCGUUGAUAGCGAUCCAGCUGGUGGUCUGUCAAUCCAAUUUCAAAGGAGCCGGAGAACAAAACCUAUCACUGGCAACAAGGAUCACGCCUUCACAAGACUCAAAUCCCGAUGACAGCCGUAACUCGAGGCUGGAAGGACGAUUUGGAGAAUGGAUACUAAAGCGCGAUACCACGACAAUCACGGAUGCAGUUACAUCAACCUCCGCUGCCGAGAGUGUGACCUCCGUGACAACGACCAGCCGUUCCGAUGCGACGGCGACCUCAGAAUCCACGACUGCCUCGAGCACCUCAACAGCGUCUUCAUCAUUCACAACAACAACUACAGCAGCUACGACAACCUCAACUACAACAUCCAGUACCUCCAGCACCACCACCACAUCAUCCUCAUCCACAACAACCACAGCAACAACAACGACGACCUCAACCACCACACCAACCCCCACAGAAUCGGCAGAAUUAAAAGAAUGGAACCACCGUGGGACCAUCGCCGCCAUCGUCACCUGCAGCAUCCUGGGCUCCUUCUUCGUAGGCGCCUGCAUCGCCCGAUGCUUCCGCAAUCGCACCAAGAAACGGCGCAUCGAGGCGAGGAAGCAACUCGGCAAGGAAUCUUCUCUCUCCAUGUUGGCCCUGACCCCCGAGAACGGAAAAUCAGCGAGCCAGUUGAAGGUGGAUCGUGAGUCGAUCAUGUUCUGCGACGAGAGGAGGUCACAGCUGGAGAGCGUGCCGUCGUUGUCGGGGCAGUCGUAUUGGCAGGGGUCUGUGGCGCAUUCGUCCAUGCCGUCGGAGGAUAUGGGUCGGUCGAUGAGUAGUGGGAGGCAUACGCCGUUGGGUGUGAGGGAGCAGCAUGGGACAGCGGAGGUGUAA